Messenger RNA from Durusdinium trenchii, 661 nucleotides. The record is from the annotation of a GenBank genome assembly. Lineage: Eukaryota; Dinophyceae; Suessiales; Symbiodiniaceae.
GCUUGGAGUCCAACCUGAUGAUGUGGGACGAAUUCUAUGCUGCCAUGACAGAAGAGGAGAUUCGAGAGAGGCUGGGCGUCGCUGGGUCCAACAUUGCCAUGGAAUGGGAAAGGGAGGACUUAUUGGCCACUCUCAUGGAGAUUGACAAGGCCUUCACCGCACACGUUGUCGAAAAACGAUGUGCUCUUUUCUCGGCCGGAAGCGUAGAUAGUACGUGUUGCCUUUUUGGGUGUGCGAUCGAUUUCGCCGAUGGGUGGGCUGUGCAGUGUGGUGUUUCUGCAGCGACCGUAAGUGAGUGUCCAAGAUUUGGCCUGGUAGGUCAUCCCAGAGAUGUCCAAGCUAGGUCUUUCAACAUGAUGCGCCGAAGAAUGGAGAUGUAUAGCGAUGUACAGAGUGUUUUGAAGUAAUGUGGUGCUGAUGUCGGCCAUGCUCUCCCUUUGAGCCAGAGCCCUGCCAAGCCCACUCCGAAUUGGCUGGAGGCGCAGUCCUGAUUUCAAUAGGACCAAGUCACAGUCUUUUGCCGCCAGAAUUUCGCCCAUUUGCUCGCUAAAGGCGAUGGGUAUUUUUUGGAGACCUCACUUUUUAGAAGGCCAGGUCACCUGGCCUGGCAUCUUCAGCGCAGUUUGGAACUUCCGGGCCCUCGAACCUUGGAGAUUCUGCA